UGCAUUAAGAAAAUAAAAUAAAAAUAUAAAUUUUUGAAAAUUUUAUAUGUAUAAAACUUGAUUUCCCAAUUUUCUUGAGUUUGAAUGUAUCCGGCUGCUUUCAAACAUUUGAAAUUGGCUGCUUGAGUGAGUAUCAAAGAUACUGAGCUUUUCUUGUAUUUGGCAACAAUCUUCAUCUAGUGAGGCUUUUGAUUACUCAUCUUCAAAAUGUAUUGGCCAUCUAUAACGUUGUUCGCUUUCCAAGUUAAAAACACCACUUUUGAAUCGUUCGUUCAGAUAGAGCAUAUUCACCAUAAGCUUCCCGCAAAAUACGAAGACUUUCUGCUGAACUUUUCUCAUAUUAAAGUAAUGAAGAAGAAAACACACAAAAACCAUUUUUAGGCGCAAUGAUCGACAUACAUAUUUGAUAAAAAAAAACUGUUGUUUAGGCUUCAAGCUUAGGCUUUUUGUAAUUCUUGCAUAUAGUCCAAUUGAAUCAAAUUUUGAUUGAUCCUGUAAGAAUUAAAUGACGUGAUCCGUUCCUGUCAUUCAAAAUCACAGAGAUGACGACGUCGCUAACAUUCUCAAUAAAAAAUUUAUAUGUACAUACAUAUUUUAUAUUAAUUAUAUAGCAAUAUUCAUAGCCCAUUCAUGCUACAUGUGAAAAACUCAUGCAACUAUGUUUGUGCGUGUGUUUAUACAAGUGGCUGAUACGAGGUGUCAAAAGUGUAUCAAUGUACACUAAAAUCGCAAUAAAACGAAGCCCUUAUGACAUGGCAGAUUUAUAUAUGUAUUUAUGUAUUUAGUAUAUAUAUAUGUAUGUAUGUAAUUAUGAAAAUUAGCUGGAGCUGGAACACUUAUACACUCAUAUAUACAGUGAUGUGUGCGAAUUUUCUUUAUAAAUGCAGCAAAAGAAUUUUCCAUUUAAUAAGUUUCUAUGAAUUAAUUCUAAAAAUCGCACUAAAAUAUGUAUUUACCGGAGCCACUUAGAGCAGCACUUCCAAUAAAUGUUAAUAUCAGUUUAAAGCACAAGUGCUAAAAUGCACAGUCAUUGAAACCACAAAUUAAAUUUUGGCCAAAAUAAAAUUUGAUCAAUACCUUUACUUACCGAAUUUCGAAUUGUUGUUGCACAAAUUUUCCGCUGUACGCACAGAUAGGCAUCGCAAAAUAUCAUUAGGCUACAAUUUAAACAAACUCGUCAAUAUCCCAGACGCACAAAUUCUGUGCUCUAGUAGAGUUUAGUCGGCCAGCAUUCAGUGUACUUGUGUUUUACUUUCGCCCAAUAUGAAUUGGCAACGCGUUUUAGGCAUAACCAACGGCUUCCUGCUGCUCACCGGAUUUCAGCUGCACAGCUUUGAGGUCAAAACGCAACGGUAUCACAUAUCCCUGUGGGGUCUCGCAAAUUUCACCGCGUUAACACUAUUCUACAUCAUCUGCUUUAAUCAGCACUUCACGCACUCGGCACUGUUAAAGAUUUUCCACGAUGUGUCACCGUUUUUUUGGCAACUAAUACGCGCGCACCUCUUGCUGGGACUUAAGAUUUAUAUAUACCGAAUUUUUACUAUGCCCGCGGUGGGUCGUGCUUGCAAUGGCAUUUCAGCCGUUUGCACACGUGUGUUUCCGCAUAAAUUCAAAUUGGAGGAGGCGUUUGCUUACAUCUUGGUUUUCUCCACUUUUGCGAUCUCACUUUGUUUUGCUGUAUACAUUGCUUAUGAAAUGCAAUUUGAAUUGCCCCCUUGGGAUAAUAUUUUCGUAAGUUUUGGUCUAUUCAUUCCGCAUUUCGCUUUAGCCGGCGCUUUAAAGCUGUAUACAGUGAAUUGCUGGUUAUUGCGCGAGGAAUUGAGACAGUUGAAAGUGGGGCUGCAGGACAUGCUGAUGGAGCAAUUAACAACUGACAUCAAGACUGUAGAAAACAACAUUGAAAUGUCAACAAGUGUCAGCGCCACAAAUGCUUGUGUCAAAAUACCAACAAAUAAUAUGCAAAAGGAGUUGGCGCAAUACCUUAAAUUCUUUGAGCAGUUGGCUGCUGAAGUGGAGCUUGUGAGUGCUGCAUUAAGCAAAGAUAUGCUGCUGCUAUUGUUAAUGAAUAGCAUCAGUCUGCUGGCCGGUGUUUAUGCACUUGUGUACUUCCAAACAAGUUGGCACUUAUUGUUCUCUCCCCCGUGGAAGCGUAUUUUCUAUGCUUCUAAUAUUGCUAUUUAUGUGCUCAUCUUCUGGGAUUAUACUUGUUUGUGUACAAGUAUAUGGCUUCUCAACAAAGUGAAAAUCCAAAUACUUGAUGUUGUACAAGUUGCUAUAAAAUCAAAAGCGCAUUUUGAAAAGGCUGCUCGUGCUCUCCUGAAAGAUAUUCGCAGCGCAUUGGCCAUAGAGCUGCGGUUGACUUUGUUCGAACUGGUGGAAGUAAACGUGUGGAGUUUAAUAAUGGUACACGUAAUCGUAGGCAUAAUAAUUUCCCUAGUCGUUGUUUAUCAGUACUUGAAUGAUCAAAUUAUUUCAAUACAUGCUCAGCUGGAUACUGCUGACAGCGAUGAUUAGAAUUAAGACAAACAUAUUAAAAACGUUCAGUGUACCCAUAUAUACUAUAUAUUUGUGUUCUUUGUAAUGAUAAUAACAGAAUAUAAUGAUUUCGUUUUAGUUGAAUAAAAUAAAUAACUACAUUUUGGUUUUUAAUACAA
This is a messenger RNA of Bactrocera neohumeralis, 2654 nucleotides long. RefSeq lists its product as uncharacterized. The coding region runs from base 1264 to 2514 and encodes 416 amino acids. The transcript has 3 exons. The record is from RefSeq and is a predicted model, not a curated record. NCBI's taxonomy places the organism in Eukaryota, Metazoa, Arthropoda, Insecta, Diptera, Tephritidae.